Messenger RNA from Salvelinus namaycush (lake trout), 3969 nucleotides. RefSeq names its product nitric oxide associated 1 (gene noa1). The record is from RefSeq and is a predicted model, not a curated record. The transcript has 7 exons. Gene Ontology annotation, molecular function: GTP binding. Lineage: Eukaryota; Metazoa; Chordata; Actinopteri; Salmoniformes; Salmonidae. Bases 68 to 2350 code for a protein of 760 amino acids.
UUCUUGCACCAGCGACUCACAUGCGUUUUUAUUCAAGGUUAUGUUUUCUCACUGUGAUUUCUAAUGUAUGUUUCAAUUGUAUUCGUUUGUAAAGAUGUAUAAAUUGUUGCAAGUCCCGAUACGUGAACUUGUUACUUGUAAAUGUUCUCGACAUCUUUCAGUUCCAUGUCUAUCUGUAAAGCAUAGGACCAAAUGGAUAUCAUCACCUGCUCUACCAAGGCAGUAUACUUCUGUGUUAGGAGGAAGCGUUUUCCAUCAGGCACUUCCUUUUGUAUUGAAUGGCACAUGGAUGACCAGGUUUUACAGCACUGCAAGAGGAGCAAGCGGUGAAACUCAAGAGUUGGGUAAAAAUGUAAAAAAUCAGGGGACACACGCCUCUAUAGAGCCAGAAAAAGAGGAGGAAUUUGUUUUCAUGGACUACAUUGAGCCAGAAGAUAGUCACGUUGACCAACUUCGUGGUCAGCUCCAUGUGAAUGCUGUCCCCAUGAUUUCCAAAGAAGACGAGAGGUUGCCGCCGAGGUCAGGCUCCGAGAAGCAGCAGAGAACUCUGGAGCAACAGCUGCGGUCAUUGAAAGAUGGGACCGUCACUAAACUGGAGACGGUGAGCCCUGAUUCUCUCAUAGAGUUUCAUGAUGUAGGGUUCCCUCUCAAGGAAACAAGUAAGAAAAAGAAACUUAAAGGACAGCAGAGAAUCUAUGGUACACCAGAUAUGGAGGAACCUGUCAGUGACACCUGCUGCAACGGAUGUGGCGCAGUCAUGCACUGCAUUGCACCUGAUGUGGCAGGCUAUCUUCCAAGUGAGAAGUAUAAACUUUUGCUAGAGGAAGACGAAUUGAAAAAGGCAAUUUGUCAACGUUGCUACUUGCUCACACACCACCAAAAGGCAUUGACUGUCAAGAUGUCCAAGGAGGAAUAUCGGGAUAUAGUCCGCAGGGUCAAAUCAGAGAAAGCAUUGGUACUGUUGAUUGUGGAUCUUCUGGACAUCCCAGACUCCAUAGUACCAGACUUGCUAGAGCUUGUUGGCGAAAACAAACACAUAGUGGUUCUGGGUAAUAAAGUGGACUUGCUCCCUGGAGACUCUGAAAACUACUUGCAAAGGAUUAAACGUCAGCUUUCCAUGUACUGUGCUGAUGUAGGCAUUUCCAGUGAUAAUAUCAAAGAUACCCACCUCAUCAGUGCCAAAACAGGAUACGGAAUAGAAAAUCUCAUCUCAAGUCUUCAGAGAUCGUGGAAGUACAUGGGAGACGUGUAUCUGGUAGGAACAGCCAACGCUGGGAAAUCCACACUGUUCAACAGUCUACUAGAGUCCGACUACUGCAAAUCCAGGGCCUCAGAUGUGAUCCACAAAGCUACCAUAUCUCCAUGGCCUGGUACAACCCUGAACCUCCUGAAGUUCCCCAUCAUCAACCCCACCCCGUAUCGCAUGUUCAGGAGGUCCGAGAGGCUCCAGAGCGCCUCCAAGCAGACCGAGAGUGAUCUCUCUCCACAGGAGCUCAAGAGACUAGAGCAGUUCAGCAAGCAGGGCUACCUAGUGGGUCGCAUUGGGAGGACGUUCCGUACCAACGUAGAAUCCAACAGAGGCCUGAUAGAGUUUGAUCCUGAUAGUCUGGCCUACGGAGAGGAUGUGAUUGACAAGGAGGAGAGAGACCGUACUCUUUCCAACCCUUCUACGGAAGUGCACUUGACGCUCAACGAACUGAAAGACGCGCACUGGCUCUAUGACACCCCUGGCAUCAUGAAAGAGCAUGACGUCCUCGAUCUGUUGACAGAGCAGGAGGUGAAGUUGGUGGUGCCCACACAAGCCAUCGUGCCCAGGACGUUUGUGUUGAAACCUGGAAUGUCGCUAUUCCUGGGAGCUCUAGGCCGAAUUGAUUACCUUCAGGGUGAGAAGUCUUGCUGGUUCUCAGUCAUUGCUUCCAACCGGGUCCCGAUCCACAUCACCGGUCUGGACAAGGCUGACAGCAUUUACCAGAAGCAUGCUGGUCAAAUCCUGCUGGGAGUACCAAUGGGUGGAGAAGAACGCAUGAAGGAAUUCCCCCCUCUUGUCUCCCAAGAUUUUGAGCUGAAGGGGCAGGGUUAUCCGAAAGCCAGUGCUGAUAUCAAGUUUUCCUCUGCAGGAUGGGUGGCAGUGACAGGAGUGGAGGGGAACAGUCUCCUGCUGCGUGCCCAUGCUCCAGUGGGUGCAGGGCUCUCCCUGAGGAGUCCACCUCUACUCCCCAACAUCGUUAACCUGAAGGGAGAGCGCAUCAAGAAGUCUGUUGCUUAUAAGACCAGGAAACCCCAGGCCCUGGUGGACACCAGCCUGUCCUACAAAGGAGCAGAGAGGCUCAAGGUGAAGAAGAAAAAAUGAAGUGCGUAACAACCUCUCUAUGGGGCAACAAGGGUCUUCAUGUCAAGAGGCUUUUUGUACUGGAUAUUUAUUCGUGAUACAGCACUUUCAGUUAUGGAUUUUUUUCCAUCUGUGUUUUGUAAAAUUGGCUGUAAAUGUAACGAUUAUAAAUAACCUACAUAUAAACAGUUGUAUUUGUUUAUCGAUGUGUAGACUUGUGCUUCAAUUUACAUUGCUUUCUUUCCAUUUAGACAGUAGGUAGGGAACCUUUUAGUGAAUAACUUUUUUCAAAGUAUUUUGAAACGUAAUAUACUUUUUAAACGUAUUAGUAACUGCAGAAAAUGUAAGAAAUGGAAAGGAAUCACGCACCAACAACUUUUAAUUUAGAAAUGUAGAGCAGAAAUGGUACAGGAUGUUUGUUUUAAAUACACAAAAAGGUUUUAAACAGCCAAUUGUUUUCAAAGUCUUGGGGACAAUGUCCAAUAACUCCCCACUUUGGUGAAGGUGUUAAAGUUUGUUGGCAUUUAUUGAAUUGAAAAAUAGUACAUUUCUUCACUAACUGAAAACAGUAAAUGACGGGUAUAGGCUAAAACUUCAAUAUCCCGGGCGUUAAUUUUUUUAAAUUCACUGAACACAACCGCCGCUUAUUAAAGCCGGGCUUCUAUUUCCCUAAUACACACAGCUUUUGCUCAAUAAAAUGUUGAAAAGACAUCCACACUGUUUGCGACCAGUAUAAACAUAACAAAUCCAUCGCAGAUCAGACUUGCGAAGGCUGCCUAUCAUACACCCCUGAUUUCGUGCUUCAGCACCAUGAAUUUUGUAUCGUGUUUUAUUUUUGGUGGCAUCAUGGCUAACAAUGACAUUUCUAAAAUGUUUAAAUGCACAUGACUGGGAAUAUCAGAGCUGUGUCCAUGCUGACCUCGUAAAUAUUAAAAGGGACAGGCAGCUAUUUGAGACUGCAUUUAAUUGGAAGUUUUACGGUACAUAUGAUUACACAAUAUGUGAAUGAAAAAUGGUUACAAAGAAUUAACUUUUCCUAUCAACUAAAAAGCACAAUACAGGAAGUGAACAAAAAAAAAUAGAUAAUUUACAGUGACACGGAAUCUAACCGUCUAGAUAAGAGUGCAUCGGGCUAAAUUCGACCAGUUUUCCAGGGAACCCUGGUACUAUUCUAUGCCUUCCAAUAGUCAAACUCAAAACAUAAGUCUUUAAAUUUCUAUACCUUCUCACUUUGGCAUCAUACCCAAAACACAAUAUUGCACUGAAUUUACUAAGAGUACACAUGGCAUUUUUAUUAGCUAAGUCUACCAAUCACCUCAAUAGAACACAACUAGAUGCAGAUGAAAGAAGCAUAUCACUGAUGGCACAAACAGGCUAAGCUUUGGAGGCACAAUUCUGUAAAACAUGAGUGGGGUGAUAACUGCAGAAAUCAAGUUGAUGGGUUCGAUCUGCAGAGUAAUCAAACAGUUACAACUAAACUUCCAAGGAAUGGUUAUAAAGUUAGACAGUAUAACAAUAUCAUUGAAAUCAGACCUCUUACUGUAGGAAAAUGUGACUCAAUUAACAAAGCUACACUGUUAAUAUGCAAAAACAUCAAAACAAAAUCAGAAAAUAAUGAUUGUCGAAGGCAAAAAAAAAAA